GUAGGGAAGACAGACACUCAGCUGGAGAACAGAAAAGCUGUGGGGGAGAAAAGCAGCACCCCUCUCCUCCCUAUCAAAACAGAGGGGGGAGAUUAGCCAUGGACUAUACUCUGGAGGCCACCCAUCAUAAAGAAAAACUUCUGAAGACUGUUUAUGCCCUCCAGGUGAAAUCAGACACUACACUCCAGAAGGCAAGCCCACUUCUGAGCAACCACCAUGGGAUGGGCAUGGUGACAGAGCACCAAGUCCACCAGCUGGCAGAGAAAGUCAAAGGCAUCUGUCAUGACUUAGACAACAUCAAAAAUCUCCUCUACUAUCGACAGAAUAACCUGGUGCAGCAGAUCCCCAACCCCAAUGGCAGCAGUUACGGGGGACCAAGUGGAAUCCAUUGCUCACUGGAUGGCUCUAUCUACAUAACUAGUGAAAAUGCACCCUGUGUCCACAUCCUUAGUUGCUCAGGCCAAACUCAGCAGCUCCUGCCAUGCAUAGAGUGGGGAAGGGAAAGUGAGGCCUUUUUGCCAGAAGAUGUGACAGUGACAAGGUCAGGGAUGGUGGCUGUAGCUGACAUGUUGAACAGAGCCAUCUGUGUCUUCAGCCAUCACUCCAGGUUCCCCAAAGGAGAAUGGAUAAAAAUUGGGAAGGUCAAUUCCCCCAGGGGCAUUGGAGUGGACUCAUCAGGAAAAAUUCUGGUUACAGACUACACUCAAGGAAAAGUCCACAGCUUUGCACUGGACCAUGCCUUUAAGAUACUGAGUACUCACACGGUCUCUAACCUUUGUGGACCCCGUUAUGUCAGCCUGGGACCUGAUGGUGGAUUUCUUGUAAGUGAGGAAUGCGGUGAUGUCAAGCUGUUUAAUAACCAGCACAAGUUGGUUUACUCUCUUGGCAGCAAAUAUGGGCAUCAGUUUGGCAACCCUUCUGGGGUCUGUGCUGACAUAGAAGGUAACAUCCUUGUGGCUGAUGAGCAGCACCGAACAGUCCACCUGUUCCCCAAGAGUGGUUCUCCCAUCUGCCUGGUGUCUGAAGGGCUACGGAAACCAACAGGUCUGACUUGUUCCACUUCUGGACAGCUUUUAGUAGCAGAUACUGGGGACAAUUGCAUCAAAGUCUUUAAAUACCGUGUGAGACCUGCCUACAGUUCUGAUGCUCCUUGGGUGUCCUGUGACAGUCCCAACUUAACCCCCAGACAGAGGACAGGAUCGAUGCCACUGUAACCCCAACUAAUUCAUUUUUUUGUCAGUUAUUGUUAUGGUCCAGUCACCCUCAUUGCAAUACCCCAUGUUUUUGGCUUUCAGUGACUCCUGUUGGUAGAGGCAAGAAAUAGAACAUAUGAUUUCUACCUGAGUUACCUCGACUGCGUCGAUGGCUUUAUGAUAGCUUACAGAAUCUUCCCUAUAAUUCUCUUUGCUGUUGCUUUCCUGCUGAACAAUAAAGGUUGUGCCUUUCCAGA
Molecule: messenger RNA, 1450 nt
Organism: Alligator mississippiensis (American alligator)
Lineage: Eukaryota; Metazoa; Chordata; Crocodylia; Alligatoridae
Gene: NHLRC4
Product: NHL repeat containing 4
Exons: 2
Coding region: 99-1214 (371 amino acids)
Biological process (GO): negative regulation of translation; protein polyubiquitination; proteasome-mediated ubiquitin-dependent protein catabolic process
Molecular function (GO): translation repressor activity; ubiquitin protein ligase activity; protein binding
Source: RefSeq, a predicted model, not a curated record